ACUUCCUUUCACACAUUGUAUUCCCCCUUCUCCACAGAAACUCAAAACAAAAAAGAAAGAAGAAAAAAUGGCUAAAUAUAUUAUCACCUUCUUCACCAUAGUUCUGCUUCUCAGUUUUCAACUCACAGCCUUCGCUGCUCGUCCAGUCCCUGCUGCUUUCACCAACAACGCUCUCAAAACCCAACACCAAGACAUAGACGCGGAGAUCGUUGCAGCGGAGGGAGGCGGGAGCUGCGAAGGAGUAGCGGAGGAGGAGUGCCUGAUGAGGAGGACAUUGGCGGCUCAUGUGGAUUACAUAUAUACACAGAAGCACAAGCCUUGAACUCGUGCAACCAAUUAAAAUUAUCUCUCUUUGUUUUGUCUUUUUAAAAAGCCAUGCAAUACUAAAGCAUCCAUAUGUUAUACUAAAUAAUAUCAUAAAAGCUUAUUUGGUAAACUCAAUCUUUGUUUUCGAAAGACAAUGGAUUUAAUUAGGAUAAUUUAGUUUGUCUUUAUAAUAUUUCUUGUCUAGGGUUUGACUUUAUGUCCCCUUUGUACUUUUAAAUUUUUCUAAUUAAAUUUGGAUGACACAUCUGCUGGGCAUAUGAGAGUUAAGA
Molecule: messenger RNA, 596 nt
Organism: Malus domestica (apple)
Lineage: Eukaryota; Viridiplantae; Streptophyta; Magnoliopsida; Rosales; Rosaceae
Source: RefSeq, a predicted model, not a curated record